Molecule: messenger RNA, 798 nt
Organism: Nicotiana attenuata
Lineage: Eukaryota; Viridiplantae; Streptophyta; Magnoliopsida; Solanales; Solanaceae
Exons: 3
Coding region: 1-798 (265 amino acids)
Molecular function (GO): RNA-DNA hybrid ribonuclease activity; nucleic acid binding
Source: RefSeq, a predicted model, not a curated record
AUGGGACUAGUGUUGCAAAACAUAAAGGCUCCUUCGUCUGGAAGAGUAUUCAAAAGGGAUGAGAAUUAUGCUCAAAGGUGUCUUCAUGAUAGGAUACCAUGCAGGAAAUACCUCUCACAAAUUGGGCUAAAUAUUGAUCCCAUCUGCCCUAUUUGUAAAUGCCAAAAAGAAGAAUCCAUAAUAAAUAUUAUUCUAGAAUUCAAAGCCGUCAAUUACUUCUGGGAUAGUCUUGGGUGGAAAAAUUACUAUAAUGAAAAGGAAAAGCAUUGGCUCCUACAAGUAAAAGACUUUAGCUAUUCUCUUAAUAACAAGUAUAUCGAUUGGAAUUCCUUCUUCCCAUUUGACAUCUGGAAUAUAUGGCUUAAUAGAAAUAACAACAAUCAAAACAAUACUGUCAACCCUAUUAAUGAUGCUCAAAUUACUCAAAGGGCUUCUGAAUUCAAGCUUCUCACAGAAAAGAGCAUCAAAACCCCACAAAAAAUUCUCAUUAAAAUAAAGUGGUACAAGCCACCAAGAGGCUGGUUUAAGCUAAACAUAGAUGGCAGUUUCAACAACCAUAACCAGAAAUGUGGCCUUAGAGGCAUUUUCAGAAAUACCAACGGGAAAUGGGUGGUUGGAUUUGCAAAAUCCACCCAUGCAAAUGGAUCAUUAGAAGCAGAAAUGAAGGCACUGAAAGAAGAACUUAAAACAACAAAAGAAUGGAGUUUAUUCCCUCUUGAAAUUGAGACAGACUCCAUGGAGGUGGUUCAUGCACCAGCAGAAGGUAAUCCUCCAGCACAUCUUCAGGCAAGGGAAUAG